AUCCUUUUCCACGGAGCGCGAGACGUCGCUGAAGAACGCACCGCGAUUGAGCUUAACGUGCUGUUCUCCGGUUCAACACAAUUGUUUUGUCCUACAUUUGCAUAGUAAUUUGAGCACCGAAAAUAAUAUAUGAGAGACAUGCGGUACAAUAUCGCAUUCUGGUUCAUUUCUGUGGCGAAUAAAAAACCGCGCGUGAUGGAAUGAUUUAACGGCGAAUUUAUUCACGGAGGAAACGAAGCCAACAGGAGCAAAGGGGAAACAACCGAAAUUAAUAGACAAAACAUGAGGGAGAGGAGGAGAGCUUUUGGAAUAAAUACGUGUGGUAAUCGGUUACGGUAGGCUGAGAAAUAUAUUGAAACCGUAAAAAGAAAAACCUACGUUCACGUUUAUUAUUGUUGACAGGCGACGUUUUUGAUAUUUGCAUGCGCCGUUUAUAGGGCAAACCGUCUUUAAAUCGCGUUUAAUGUAUUUAUCUGUAUUGUGUACAUAUGAAUGGUACUGUUGACAUAUUUUGGUGAUCAUUAUAGGCUGUUAGACAUAUGUCUUGUUUGACAGUUGGAUAUACAAACGCUUUGGCAAAAAAUGAGAAUAUGAGCAGAUGACAUGAGCCAUAACUGCAUCCGGUCAUAGUACACAUUUCUUGCACGUAUCAGCAACUUCAAAUAUAUUUAUUUGAACGAGAAAAAUACAUUACAUUCAGCACUAUUGUGUAUUAGAACGACAGGUAAAAGAGACUAUUCAUAUAUAUACACUCACCUAAAGGAUUAUUAGGAACACCUGUUCAAUUUCUCAUUAAUGCAAUUAUCUAAUCAACCAAUCACAUGGCAGUUGCUUCAAUGCAUUUAGGGGUGUGGUCCUGGUCAAGACAAUCUCCUGAACUCCAAACUGAAUGUCAGAAUGGGAAAGAAAGGUGAUUUAAGCAAUUUUGAGCGUGGCAUGGUUGUUGGUGCCAGACGGGCCGGUCUGAGUAUUUCACAAUCUGCUCAGUUACUGGGAUUUUCACGCACAACCAUUUCUAGGGUUUACAAAGAAUGGUGUGAAAAGGGAAAAACAUCCAGUAUGCGGCAGUCCUGUGGGCGAAAAUGCCUUGUUGAUGCUAGAGGUCAGAGGAGAAUGGGCCGACUGAUUCAAGCUGAUAGAAGAGCAACUUUGACUGAAAUAACCACUCGUUACAACCGAGGUAUGCAGCAAAGCAUUUGUGAAGCCACAACACGCACAACCUUGAGGCAGAUGGGCUACAACAGCAGAAGACCCCACCGGGUACCACUCAUCUCCACUACAAAUAGGAAAAAGAGGCUACAAUUUGCACGAGCUCACCAAAAUUGGACAGUUGAAGACUGGAAAAAUGUUGCCUGGUCUGAUGAGUCUCAAUUUCUGUUGAGACAUUCAAAUGGUAGAGUCAGAAUUUGGCGUAAACAGAAUGAGAACAUGGAUCCAUCAUGCCUUGUUACCACUGUGAAGGCUGGUGGUGGUGGUGUAAUGGUGUGGGGGAUGUUUUCUUGGCACACUUUAGGCCCCUUAGUGCCAAUUGAGCAUCGUUUAAAUGCCACGGCCUACCUGAGCAUUGUUUCUGACCAUGUCCAUCCCUUUAUGACCACCAUGUACCCAUCCUCUAAUGGCUACUUCCAGCAGGAUAAUGCACCAUGUCACAAAGUUCGAAUCAUUUCAAAUUGGUUUCUUGAACAUGACAAUGAGUUCACUGUACUAGAAUGGCCCCCACAGUCACCAGAUCUCAACCCGAUAGAACAUCUUUGGGAUGUGGUGGAACGGGAGCUUCGUGCCCUGGAUGUGCAUCCCACAAAUCUCCAUCAACUGCAAGAUGCUAUCCUAUCAAUAUGGGCCAACAUUUCUAAAGAAUGCUUUCAGCACCUUGUUGAAUCAAUGCCACGUAGAAUUAAGGCAGUUCUGAAGGCGAAAGGGGGUCAAACACCGUAUUAGUAUGGUGUUCCUAAGUAUAUAUAUAUAUAAUCUAUUUUAUAUUUUACAACUUUUACAACAUUUCCACGUUAUGCAUGGCUAUAAGUCUAUAAUUUCAAACUUCUCACUGAUCCUAAGAUACAUAUCUUCAAGUUCACACAUUAACAUUUCAUAAGCAAAAUUCACAAAAUACAUCAGCAAUAAACAUCACUGAGCAUUAAAGGGAAUGUCUAAACGUAUGUUUGCAUAAAGCCAAAGACAAUUCAUGCUUCCAUUUCUAACUACUGUGGCACAAAGAUUGCUUCUGCUAAAUUAUUUAUUUUCUCAGGUUAAACAACCUAGACAACGUUUCCCAUAACUGUACAGUGCUCAAAAUCUUUUUUAGUUAGGUGUCUUCCAUUAUCUGCAUUAUUUUCUAAUUAUAUAAAUUCUCAAGUCUUCCACAGACUUGGUUGUUUGGUAAAUCACUAUAUUUGCAAGUCAGAUUUGACAUCUAUUAGAAUAUUCGAUCACAAAAAAGUAUUCAUUUAAGCAGCUAACUGUAACCAAAAUAUAAAUAGAUCAAGAAAACAUUAGAAGAACAAUUACUAACUGAAACAGAGUCUGACAUCUCCGUUCUUGUCGUUGAGUAACUGAAUACUACGGGCUGGACUUAUUAAACCGAUCGCGUUGCACUAAAAGCGUUGCAUCUCUGACACUCCCUCACUGGACUUUCUCACUCCUCAUCACAACACCCGACUCCCACCAGACUGGAGGGAAAGGAGCCACCAUCUCCAGCCAGUGAACCAGUGACAACCUCACCGCAAUCAACCCCGUCUUCAUCUGGCCUGAUCCAUUGUCUACACCGUCAAGCUCAUCUGUUCACAGAACCAGCGGACGUAUUGUCCUCACCUCCUGGUUUGUGUGUAUGUGUUUGUGUGUGUUAAGAAAAAACUGAGUCGGCUCAGAAGAAAACAGCUAUCAUCUGAAGAUGUUCUGCAUGCUGAAGAUGUCUGCACUGCGGCUCGUGUGGGUCCCCAUGCUCUUGUGUGUAACACAUGCUUGGCUUUGCCAUGGAGUCUGUGUGGAGGUGGAUUCGGACACAGAAGCAGUGUUGGGUAAAGGAUUCAAACUAACCUGCAUCUCUUGCAAGAUGAGAGGAGAGACACAAGCCUCCGCCACUGUGGACUGGUGGUUUAUGGCUAAAGGCGAGAGUGAAUUCACACAAAUCUACAAUUACGCAGACAUUAGGGGCUAUAUAAUGGAUGACCGCUUUGCUGAUCGUUUACACUGGAACGGCAGUAAAAAUACUGUGGACGUGCAGGACGGCUCAAUCUACAUCCUCAAUGUCAGCUAUAAUGAUACCGGCACCUAUCGAUGCUACUUCGACCGGAAUCUCUUCUUUUCCAAUUACGAAUUCCACACCAAUGACACCAAGUUUGUCACCAUCAACGUGAUGGGCAGAGCUACUCGAGGCGUGGCAUCCAUCCUAUCUGAGAUCAUGAUGUAUGUCUCCAUCAUCGGGCUGCAGUUUUGGCUGGUGGUGGAGAUGGUCUACUGUUACAGGAAGAUAGCUGCAGCUGGAGAAGAGGCGUUGAGAGAGAGCGAGGCGGAAUAUUUAGCUAUAACCUCAGAGAGCAAAGAUAAUUGUGCAGGCGUAGCAGUGGCGGAAUAACACGGGGGCAAGAAAACUCUCAAGCCAAAAGCUUGACGCUCCACCCAACAUGACAUCACCGACUGCCUGCUCCGCCACUCCCACUGACGCUCUGUGACCGCAGCAGGGUUAGAUAUGGAAGGGUUUUGACUCUGAAGUUAUGUUACAUUGUAGACAACAGCAUUGAGGUUCAUAUAUGAAGGAUGCAUUAACAGGUUUAAAUGUGUAACACUGAACAAUACCAAGUACCGAACAUGACUUGUACAUACAGUAUUUGUUUGAGCAUCUGCUGUUUAAUUUUUCCACACGAGGUGAUCUACGUAUACAUACGUGUGAUAAAAAUGCUAAAUCACAUUUGUAUCUACUGAGCCAGAGGACAGCUAUACAAAAAUACGAUAUAUGAGCCGGUUAAAAUAUGACAAAUAUAUUAGAAAAACAUUAUAUAGAAAAUUUAAACAAUAUCAAAAAUAUAGAAUAUAGACUAUAAUUUAAAUACAUUUUUCCCCGAAUAAUGAUCGCUAGAACCUAAAAUGUGACCCUGACUGUGAAAAGAUUUUUUUUCUACCUAAAAUCAUCCUACGUAAUGUAAACUACAUUCUGUAAAAAUAUAAUCUUGAUAUUGUGGGAAUAUUUUUUAGAUAAAAGUAUGAUUUAAAUAUCAAUAUAAUCAAUAAGUGUUUUCUUUCAUUUGUUUCAUUAAGCUGUGUGUUUUUGUCAUGUGCUUUCUAUUUCACUCAGUGGAAAGUUACUGGGGCAAACAAAGAAAACAGAGAAAGUUGGGGGUUGGAGUCGUAAAUUAUCUAGAUAAACACACACACAUAUAAAGAGUCACAAAGAAAAAUAAAUGUUAUGAAUCAAUCCACUGUAUAUGUUCUAAGUAUAAUCAUGAGUUGUGAUGUGUUUUAAUGAAUCAUAGGAUUAAGAAACAACGCUAUAUAAUUAAAAACAUUAGAUGAUUAAGUGUUUUCUUUUUACUAAAAGAAUGUUAAGAAUGUUGGUGUGUUGUCCGGCCACAAUAAACUGUUUUUAGGAGACCACUCCUUGGGGGAGGGUGCCCCUGGAGAACAUUCCUCAAUACUAGAGACCGACCACAGGAUGUAUGUUUUGAGAAGGUUUUAUUUUUCAGGAACUACGCAGAUAAACGUGGCGUAUGGUGAUUGGUGGAAAGGGAGCAAAAAGCAGAGGAGGAGUCAGAAGAUAGAGCGACGUCACAUACUUUAUAAAUAUGGGUGUAUUUGAAUAUUUUGGUUGUUGGCUUGUGGUGGAGAGCGUGGUGAUUUACUGGCAACCCAAAGCUUUGUUACUCCUUUUUACAUCUGAUAAUAAACUUCUAAUCGAUUUUG
Molecule: messenger RNA, 4893 nt
Organism: Triplophysa rosa
Lineage: Eukaryota; Metazoa; Chordata; Actinopteri; Cypriniformes; Nemacheilidae
Gene: scn1ba
Product: sodium channel, voltage-gated, type I, beta a
Exons: 6
Coding region: 2888-3571 (227 amino acids)
Biological process (GO): regulation of heart rate by cardiac conduction; sodium ion transport; cardiac muscle cell action potential involved in contraction
Cellular component (GO): voltage-gated sodium channel complex
Molecular function (GO): sodium channel regulator activity
Source: RefSeq, a predicted model, not a curated record